Messenger RNA from Closterium sp. Naga37s-1, 936 nucleotides. NCBI's taxonomy places the organism in Eukaryota, Viridiplantae, Streptophyta, Zygnematophyceae, Desmidiales, Closteriaceae. The record is from the annotation of a GenBank genome assembly.
AUGAACUUGGUCGCGACGAAUGAUAUGGAUGAGAUCUAUGAGGAUCCUGAGUCUACUAAGGAUGAUGAGAGUGAGGACUCGGAUGAUAUGGCUGCGAGUGUGGAGGCAGCAGUGAAGCAGGAAGAGGAGAUAGUGAUCACGGAUGCAGCAGCAGUAAACGGUGGAGAUGGAGACGAUGUCAACACUUUUGCAGCAGCGAUCGUGGUUGAAGAUGAAGCAGUAAAUGCGAAGUAUGUGGGAGUUGAAGCUGUGAAAGGGGACAUCAUGGUGAAAGGAUCAAAGGCGAAUGCAACUGCAAAGGGGCAAGUGCUUAAGGAGGAUGAACGCGUUGAAGGGUACGAGACCCGAGAGGUGUUGGGUGUAAAGAUGCCGAGGAGAAGCGAGAGGCAUAAGAAAAUCUCUCAAGGUUUGGAUGUCAAGGCGCUCAACUACAAGACACAUAAGCAGAGGUUUAAGGGAGGAGCAAACGCGUCCCCCACAGUGCUCGUUCUCACAUCCAGCGUGCAUCUCAAAGCGUGCAUCAUCAGCGGGGAUGGCGCCUUCCCCAUAUUCACCUCCCCCUCGUCCGGCCCCACAGGGGGGGAGUUGAAAUUGGUCAAACUCAACCUCCAGCGGGCAGCAGGAGGCGUCUUUCUUAACGUGGGGGCGGCGAUCGUUGCGACUAAAUGCGGGUUCGUCAGCAACACGGCUCCAAGCGUCGGUGGAGGGGUGCUCAGUUUGUGUGGUGCGGCUGAGAUUUCGUGUGGUGCGGCUGAGAGUUCGUGUGGUGCGGCUGAGAGUUCGUGUGGUGCGGCUGAGAGUUCGUGUGGUGCGGCUGAGAGUUCGUGUGGUGCGGCUGAGAGUUCGUGUGCAACUUCUCCUCAGCAACAGCCAUCACCCCCCCCACCACCUCUUCCCUCAUUGCACCUUCCACAGAAGCACACCUCACUCCCUUAA